Messenger RNA from Caenorhabditis elegans, 780 nucleotides. It is a transcript of the gene R05D8.11, whose product is annotated as Lipoprotein. The record is from RefSeq and is marked reviewed. The coding region runs from base 42 to 602 and encodes 186 amino acids. The transcript is spliced from 6 exons. Lineage: Eukaryota; Metazoa; Nematoda; Chromadorea; Rhabditida; Rhabditidae.
UUUGCUAUUGAGCUGUUGAAUUAAAAUCGUCCAAUUUCAAAAUGAACAAUCUACCAUCAUUUCUAAUUAUAUUAUGCUUGAUGGUUGUAACUGAAGGGUGCAUGCGAACAAUUCCGCCCGAUGACGUUCAUAUUCCUGCACCUGACAAUGAGGAAGAAUUGACAACAACACCGGAAAUAGAAACCUCGACUGUGACGGAAAAAGUCUGCUUCGACACCAAAAACGCCGAGUGUUCCGAAACACUGGAAUCGUUAUAUUUCGGUGGUGAUCUUGGUGAUGAUGCAAUUCAUUACGUGUUUGUUAAAAAAGAUGGCUGUCCUGUCUUACAGUGUCCCGAAAAUGAAUUUCCAAUUCCAAGAGUUAAAGAUAGUACAGGAGCUACCCAAUUUGAUUUGUUUUACGCGGCGCCUCCAAAGACAACUGAAGAAUUUUCGAUGACGACAGUAACGGAUUUUUUUGGAAUCAUAUGCGAGGACUCCAAGUGGAAGCUGACUAAAUUGCCGCAUGGAAUUAUCUCACAACCAGAGAAUCUAUACGCAGAUGGUUCAUUGACCGGGAAUAAAUAUGAUAUAUUUUAUAUCAAUUGCGGUUUUUUAUUCUAAUUGGUUUAGAAAUAAUGCAGUGUGUUGCCCAGAAAUACAAAAAAUGCGGACUCCCUACAAAAAAUUGUUUCUUUCCUCAAUGUUUAUUUUUUAACCAAUUUUCUCACAUUAAGGAAACUUAUUGAACACCUUUUUUUAAUCAAGAAAAUCUCAAUUCUCGGUUGUAUGAACUUGAUUC